AUGAAAAUACAUAUACAAACUGGAGGGAAAUCUUUCCAUUGUGGUAUAUGUGGACUUGGCUUUGAUAUGCGAAGUAAACUUAAUCAUCACAUAAUAUUUCAUAAGAUUGAAAAUCCUUACAAAUGUGAUGUUUGUGGAAAGUGUUUUUCCAAAUUGUUUCAUCAGACUGAACACAUGAAAAUACAUACAGGAGAAAAACCCUACAAAUGUGAUGUUUGUGAAAAGAGUUUCAUAAGAGCACGUGAAUUUAAAGUUCACCUGAGAAGACAUACUGGAGAAAAUCUUUACAAAUGUGAUAUUUGUGAAAAGAGUUUUACAACAGCAAGUUAUUUUAAAGUUCACAGAAGAGCACAUACUGGAGAAAAACCAUACAAAUGUAAUGUUUGUGAAAAGAGUUUUAUUACAGUAAGUAAUUUUAAAGAUCACAUGAGAGUACAUACUGGAGAAAAACCACACAAAUGUUAUGUUUGUGAAAAGAGUUUUUUGAGAACUGGUCAUUUUAAAAUUCACAUGAGAACCCAUACUGGUGAGAAACCAUACCAAUGUGAUGUUUGUGAAAAGAGUUUUAGUAAAUCAUGCCAUCUUAAAGUCCACAUGAGAACACAUACUGCAGAAAAACCUUACAAAUGUGAUGUAUGUGAUUGGUGUUCUUCUCGUCCAAAUUCCCUCCAGUUACACAUGAGAACACAUACUGGAGAGAAACCACACAAAUGUGAUGUUUGUGAGAAGAGUUUUAUAAGAGCAAGUCAUUUAAAAGUUCACAAAAGAACACAUACUGGAGAGAAACCUUACAAAUGUGAAAUUUGUGGAAAAUGUUUUACGACUUUACCUUACCAUAAAAUUCACUUAAAAACCCAUACCGCUACUGGAAAAAAGCCUUUCAAAUGUGACAUAUGUGAAUGGUGUUGCUGUCAUCCAAAUACUCUCAAGUUGCACAUGAGAACACAUACUGGAGAAAAACCAUACAAAUGUGAUGUUUGUGAAUGGCGUUUUCAUCAUCCAAGUUCCCUUCAGUUACACAUGAGAACCCAUACUGGAGAGAAACCUCACCAAUGCAACAUUUGUGGAAAGCGUUUUUUAAGAGUAAGCAAUCUUAAUGCUCACAUGAGAACACAUACUGGAGAAAAACCUUACAAAUGUGGUGUGUGUGAAAAGUGUUUUACAAUGUCAAAUAAGCUAAAGGUUCACAUGAGAACACAUACUGGUGAGAAACCAUACCAAUGUGAUGUUUGUGGUAAAUGUUUUAUAACUGCGUCACGUCGUGAAGUUCACAUGAGAACACACACUGGAGAAAAGCCAUACAAAUGUGAUGUUUGUGAUAGAUCUUUUAUAACUGCAUCACAUUAUAAAGUUCACUUGAGAAAUCAUACUGGAGAGAAACCAUACAAAUGUGAUGAUUGUGAAAAAUGUUUUAUAAAAGCAAGCUAUCUUAAUAUUCAUAAGAGAGCACAUACUGGAGAAAAACCUUACAAAUGUGAUGUGUGUAAAAAGUGUUUUACAGUGUCAAAUAAGCUAAAGGUUCACAUGAGAACCCAUACUGGAGAGAGACCAUACAAAUGUGAUGUUUGUGAAAGAUCCUUUAUAACUGCAUCACAUCAUAAAGUUCAUUUGAAAAUCCAUACUGGAGCGAAACCAUACAAAUGUGACAUUUGUGGUGCAUCUUUUAUUACUGCUUCACAACAAAAAGAUCACAUGAGAAUACAUACUGGAGAAAAAACUUUAUAA
Molecule: messenger RNA, 1725 nt
Organism: Lottia gigantea (owl limpet)
Lineage: Eukaryota; Metazoa; Mollusca; Gastropoda; Lottiidae
Exons: 1
Coding region: 1-1725 (574 amino acids)
Source: RefSeq, a predicted model, not a curated record